Molecule: messenger RNA, 1912 nt
Organism: Microdochium trichocladiopsis
Lineage: Eukaryota; Fungi; Ascomycota; Sordariomycetes; Xylariales; Microdochiaceae
Product: eukaryotic and archaeal DNA primase, large subunit-domain-containing protein
Exons: 3
Coding region: 116-1621 (501 amino acids)
Biological process (GO): DNA replication, synthesis of primer
Cellular component (GO): alpha DNA polymerase:primase complex
Source: RefSeq, a predicted model, not a curated record
AAAGUCGCGUCUCCCUCAAUCGACUGUUGGCAUCGAACCUCACGAGCCAACACCAAGACAUCACCACUGCAGCUUCGAACCCGCCACAGCCCAGAUUUGCCGUCUCAAGCGCACAAUGUUGAGGCAGGACUUCAACCGUAUCGACCCCAAGAGGCGCAAUGUCCUCGAUCAUCGCAAGAAACAGUUUGCCGACCCAGCCUACAGAGAGAACGUGUACCCCCACCGCCUCAACAUCUACGCCACGCCACCCACAGCCGACAUUACACUCGAGCAGUUUGAGCAAUGGGCCAUUGAUCGCCUGCGUAUACUAGCAGAGCUCGAAGCAUGUUCUUUUCGAAACAAGUCAUUUCAGGAGACGUUGGCGCACAUGAAGCCUCUGCUUGACAAGUACCUGCCUCUGGAGUCAAACACAUCGUCGUCUACGCGCCUCGCCGCCGAGAGGCAAAAGGAUCACUACAGCCACUUCAUCCUCCGCCUUGCCUUCUCUUCCACUGAAGACCUGCGCCGCCGCUUUACCCGCGUCGAGUCAACGCUGUUCCGCCUGCGACUAGAACUGGACAGCCCGAAAGAGCGCAUGGAAUUCGUGCAGAGCCUCAGUCUCGAUUGGGAGCCUGUCCCGACGGAAGAGCGAACGGCGUACAUGGCGGAACUGGCUGCCAUUAGCGGCUUCCGUAAGGGUGCUGUGGACGAAGAGACAUAUUUCAAGGUUGACUGGGAGCGUGUCCCCGACCUUGUUGAGAGCCGGCGUGUGUUCCUGAAGAGCGGCAAGGCAUAUGUGCCGUCCAAAGAACUGUCUAGCAUGGUCUCUGUUGAGUUCACGAAGAGGUUAGAGAGAGCCCUCGAGCUGACUGCUCGAGCCUUACCACGUCUCGACGAAGACGAUCGAUUGACGCCAAUACUCGACCACCUGUCUAAAAACUUCGUUACGCCAGACUCAUCUUACAGCAGCGGCACUUCAGACGUGCCGGGCGCCGACAUUAGCGCUCGUAAUAUCGACAACCUCUCCACACAUUUCCCACUGUGCAUGCAGCAUUUGCACAGGUCGUUACGACGAGAUGCCCAUCUCAAGCACUUUGGACGCCUGCAAUACACAUUGUUCCUGAAAGGCAUUGGUCUCAACCUCGAGGAGUGUCUGGUCUUCUGGAGAAGCGCCUUCCACAAGGUCACAGACGAUCAAUUCAACAAAGAAUAUCGGUACAAUGUCCGUCACGUAUAUGGUGAUGUUGGAGGAGACUCCAAUCGUCGUAGCGGCGGAUACUCCCCCUUUUCGUGUCAGAAGAUAUUGACGGAACACCCACCAGGACCCGGCGAAGCGCAUGGUUGCCCAUAUAGGCACUUCAAUCUUGACAACCUGACUGCUUUGCUACAGGGCGUGGGUAUCAGUGACCAGUCUGUAUUGCGAGGUGUCAAGGAGGACAAAGAGAAGCAGAAGUUCCAUCUGGCUUGCAAUAGGGUUUUCGAGCACGUCCACAAGAAUGAGAUGAAGCAAGCUAAGGACGAGGGCAUCAUGACGUCUGCCCAGCUUGAGACCAUUGUUCAUCCCAAUGAGUACUUCAAGCGUAGCUAUUUGCUGAAGAAUCUGGGCAAAGUCAAGAGCGAGGACGUCAAUAUGUCUGAAUAGGUCAUUGUGUUAUCGCUAUGGUGUUGAGGUGCUCAUGAUGAUCGGAAUGGAGGCUGGGAUCGCUGGACAAGAGUCCCAUGGACUGCCAACGCGCACAAGAUCAUUCAUGAUUGAGAUGGGAGCGGAUCAUUCAUGUUCUUCAGCUAUGAUGCGUAGCAUGGGUCGCCGGUUCUGCAGAUAGCAUGAUAUCAGGAAACCGGAAUCCGACGGACGGAAGGACGGAAGGAGUUCAUAGGGAGUUCAGAGUCAACAUGUCGUCUAUUUUAUUGCCGCUGUCAUGACAAAUAACUU